This is a messenger RNA of Pogona vitticeps (central bearded dragon), 1079 nucleotides long. RefSeq names its product cyclin-dependent kinase 4 inhibitor B. Gene Ontology annotation, biological process: negative regulation of cell population proliferation; regulation of cyclin-dependent protein serine/threonine kinase activity; regulation of G1/S transition of mitotic cell cycle. The record is from RefSeq and is a predicted model, not a curated record. Lineage: Eukaryota; Metazoa; Chordata; Lepidosauria; Squamata; Agamidae. Gene Ontology annotation, cellular component: cytoplasm; nucleus. Gene Ontology annotation, molecular function: cyclin-dependent protein serine/threonine kinase inhibitor activity; protein kinase binding.
CUCUCGAGGCUCCGUACGUCGGCAACCGAGAGAGGGAGCCAGAGAGCAGCUGACAGACCUGCGAGGGGGGGAGGAGGAGGAGGAGGUAAGAGGCGAAACCAGCCCUUGGACAGAGAAAAGGUGUCCCUGUUGUGUCUCGUGGCCGUUUUGAAGUGCAGAAAGUGGGAUCGAGAAGAGAAGCUCAGAGAGAAAAGAGGCAGGGGAGGAGAGGUGAAGCUGCACGAUCCCUCCGGACGAGGGGCUGGGGAUCCCGGCGGAAGCAGCAGAGAUCGCCGGACUUGAUCGUCUGGUUCGUGGAUCCUGCGAGGGCGGUGGACUUCCCAGUGCCGAAGAAAAGCCCCGGGAUCUGGCACGGCGAAUGCUCCAGCCUCACUCCUAGAGCGCUCAUAAUCGCCCGUCAUCGAGCAUGGAUGCAGGUGGGGAGGAAGGCAGGGCGCACCAGAUGGCGAACGCCGCUGCCCGCGGGGACUUGGAGCCCGUAAGAAGGCUGCUGGAGAGCGGGACGGACCCCAACGCGGCCAAUCUCUUCGGCAGGACCCCGAUCCAGGUGAUGAUGAUGGGGAGCCCCCAAAUGGCGGAGCUGUUGCUACAGGGAGGAGCGGAUCCCAACCUACCGGACCCUACAACCGGAUCGCUACCGGCUCACGACGCGGCCCGCGCGGGGUUCCUGGACACGUUGCGGGCCCUGCGCCGAGGAGGUGCCUGCUUCGAUCUGCCGGACAAAUGGGGCCACCGCCCGCUAGACCUGGCUGAAGAGGCUGGGCACCACCAGGUGGCUCGUUACCUUCGGGAGGGAUCUGAUUGAAAUGUUUGGACUAACGUUAUUGGGGGGGGCAACAAGGGAAAGCCAAAGCAAAAUGUGCCGCCUUUGCAAGAUGCCUUCCACAGGCAAAUCGCAUUGCACAAGCGAAAAAUCCUCCGGUCAGCCUCUCUCCACGUGCAUCUUGCUUGACCCUGCCCCCUUACUCCCCCUCUGGAGGAACAGGCAGAAAUAACCCAGUCCAGACCUUGUUAAUAAGGUCAGAAUCACGGAAUAGUAAAGUUGGAAGGGGUCUAUAAGGCCACUGAGUCCCACCACC